Molecule: messenger RNA, 1492 nt
Organism: Epinephelus lanceolatus (giant grouper)
Lineage: Eukaryota; Metazoa; Chordata; Actinopteri; Perciformes; Serranidae
Gene: ccndx
Product: cyclin Dx
Source: RefSeq, a predicted model, not a curated record
CACAGGAAACCAAAACUACUUCAACAAGGAUUUUGUAGCUUCUGUUUGCAUGCACAACACCCAGCAUCCUCAGGUGACAGAGGGACACUAGCUGCUACCUUUCUUUACCAUUUGGACAAGUUCAUAUUUUACCCAGCAGGCUGUGCAGAUGGACAGAGACAUGUCUGUGUCUCUGUGGUGUGAGGAGGUGGAGGACGAACAGAGUCAGGUCCAGAGCCAGACUGAGGCACCAGUACAGGGCCACACUGUGGGCUCGUCCCAGCUGCGGGCCGCCUGGGACCCCACUGUGUCUGGACAUCGUGUGAUCCAGAGGCUGCUUCAUGUGGAGGAGAGGUACAUGCCCUCCAUGCUCUACAUCACCCUCAUCCAGCGGGAUCCAGAGCGCAGGGAGGAGCUCGCCAAAUGGGCCCUGGAGGUGUGCUGUGAGUGUGGCUGUGAUGAGGCAGUGUUCCCCCUGUCUGUCUCUCUGAUGGACAGGUUCCUGUCUGCCUCUUUGUCUGUGCCUGUCUCACCAUACUGCCUAGCUGCCGGCUGCAUCCUCAUCGCCUCCAAACUCACAGAGUGCGACAACAUCACCGCUGAUACUCUGUGUGCUGCAGCUGAAUACAGCUUCCAGCCUUCGAACCUACGGGAGAUGGAGCGUGUCAUCCUCGCCACCCUCCGGUGGGACACAGCAGCAGUGACUCCGCAGGACUUCCUCCCACAUUUUCUUGCUUCCGUGGAGGAGAGAGGAGACGGAGACAGGCGUGACUCUGAGGAGGGGCUGCUCCCCACCCUCAGGCGGCACAGCGACACGCUGGCCGCCAUGUGUGCGUGUGACUCCCGCUUCCUGGGUGCACCUCCGUCACUUGUUGCUGCGGCAUCACUGAACUGUGCUCUGCGGGGCCUGAGCAACAAGGGCCCCGCUCAGCUGGCUGUGAUGAGUGAGGCACUGGCGGAGCUCUGCCAGGCUGACACGGUUGUGCUGCAGUGCUACAGUGACAUGAUCGAAUACGCCCUCAGACAGCGGCUCAGGAGCGGGCUGCAGCAGGGCCCCACGGAGAAGGAUGAAGAGGUGGAGCAUGAAAGACCCGGGACACCUACUGACAUGAGAGAGAUUGAUUUCUGAACACUGAAUCAACUGUUGCAUUGAAAGUGUGAAUCAAUCAAACCCUUUCAUCAAAGUUCAUCAGUCAAACUGAUAUAAAUUGAUUUUUGACCUCAAGAUGCUCUGACAUGUUUUUAUAUUUUGAAAUUACUUUACUGAGUGACUGUUAAUUUAUUUUUUGACUUUAUUUAUUCGUGAAGAAUUGUGCAACUAUAUGUUUUGCAUGUGCCAUAUUUUAAUAUCUAUUGUUGUUAUUUUUAUUGCAGGUCUAGAUGUAUUUUUUGAUGCUUAAUAUUUAUACUUUUUUAUUUAUUAUCGCGUGCAAUUGUUGGCUCUUAUGAUGUUAAUUUAUUUCAACUUGCCAUGACUUUGUGUUUGUGUACUGAAAUAAAUAUACAACAGAUA